AUGAAGUGGGUUGGACCGGGCGCUAAACAACAAAUCAUAACCACCCUCACCUCCACUGGACCGAGAACAACCACGAGCACCUCUCUGCUACCCCCCCAAUACCUGAGGUGCUUCGGCGACACCGGGACCCACGAAGCAGAGGAGCCCCGGGCCACUACAGACACAGUUAGCUGCAUGAUAAAUAGUCCCGUCGACUCCCCACACCCCAGCACCGCCGACGCGACGCGCACCGCGAGGACCCCCGGGCUCGCCGGAGGGAAGGUCGGCCGCCGUAACCAGGGCGUCCCGGCACCUGAACCGGGGGCCGCCGCACAGAGGAGACCGCCUAAUGUCACCGGCCCCCAGGAGGAAGCCCAGCUCGAAGGAGCCCUGGGUCCACCCCGCCCCUCCAUCACCACCUGGGAGGCCGGCUGGAACGUCACCAACGCUAUACAGGGUAUGUUUGUUUUGGGCCUCCCCUACGCCCUGGUCCGGUCCGGCUACCUGGGUCUCCUGCUGUUAGUGCUGGCCGCCUGGAUCUGUAACCACACCGGGACCAUCCUGGUGGCCUGCCUGUACGAAGAGGAACAUCACGGCUGUGGCUUGGCUCCCAGACUGGUUCGGGUCCGCCACAGCUACCAGGACAUAGCAGAGGCCUGCUGCAAGGGACUCCGGCCCAACUGGGCUGCACUGGCUGGCUGGAUGGUUAGCAUAGCUCAGGUGGUAGAGCUGCUGAUGACGUGCACGCUGUACCUGGUGGUCUCCGCCUCUCUCCUGUCAGACAGCCUGUGGUGGACGGCUGUCCCCAGAUCAGCGUGCUCCCUGGCCUCCGUCCUGCUCCUGCUGCCCUGUCUGGUGCUGACAGACCUCCGACCAGUGUCCACCCUCAGCAUGCUGUGCUCCCUGGCUCACGGCCUGAUCAGCCUGCUGGUGAUCCUCUACUGUCUGAGUGCAUCCCGUGGCUGGUCCCUGUCCGCUCUGUCUCUGGCCGUGGAGCCCGGGGACUUCUUGGUCUCUGUGGGCGUCAUCAUCUUCUCCUACACCUCUCAGAUCUUCCUCCCUACCCUAGAGGGCAGUAUGGAGCACAGAGGGCAGUUCCCUACAAUGCUGGGGCACACCCACGCAGCCGCUUGCGUCCUGAAAACAGCCUUCUCCUUGCUGGCUGUAUUGACAUGGGGCAGAGAUACCAGUGAGGUCAUCACUGACAACCUACCAGCCAACCUUCGCCCUUUCGUCAACCUGGGUCUGGUCGCCAAAGCACUGCUCUCCUACCCACUGCCAUUUUACUCAGCCGCACAGAUCCUACAAACCUGUUUUCUAAGGGGCACUGCGGCGUCAGCCUCCCCCCAGGCCCGCCGUGGCCCGCCGGCCGGGUCCCGUCUGGGGCUGCUGGUCCGCGGGGGCCUGCUGGGGACGUCCUACCUGCUGGCCCUGCUGGUGCCCAGGUUCUCCCUGCUGAUGGGUCUGACGGGCAGCGUGACCGGGGCGGCCAUGACCCUGACCCUGCCCUGCCUCUUCCACCUCAGGCUGCGCUGGUGUCGCCUGGGGGCCCGGGAGAGGCUCACAGAUGGGGCCAUACUGAGUCUGGGGCUGCUCUGUAGCACAUCUGGACUGAUCUGCUCACUCAAGAGGCUGGUGGAGGGACUGUAG
Gadus morhua (Atlantic cod) is the source of this 1629-nucleotide messenger RNA. Its product is annotated as vesicular inhibitory amino acid transporter-like. Gene Ontology annotation, cellular component: vacuolar membrane. The transcript is spliced from 8 exons. NCBI's taxonomy places the organism in Eukaryota, Metazoa, Chordata, Actinopteri, Gadiformes, Gadidae. Gene Ontology annotation, biological process: amino acid transmembrane transport. Gene Ontology annotation, molecular function: L-amino acid transmembrane transporter activity. The record is from RefSeq and is a predicted model, not a curated record. Bases 1 to 1629 code for a protein of 542 amino acids.